Messenger RNA from Microtus ochrogaster (prairie vole), 1768 nucleotides. It is a transcript of the gene Fah, whose product is annotated as fumarylacetoacetate hydrolase. Gene Ontology annotation, molecular function: fumarylacetoacetase activity. The coding region runs from base 154 to 1332 and encodes 392 amino acids. The transcript has 10 exons. The record is from RefSeq and is a predicted model, not a curated record. NCBI's taxonomy places the organism in Eukaryota, Metazoa, Chordata, Mammalia, Rodentia, Cricetidae. Gene Ontology annotation, biological process: L-phenylalanine catabolic process; L-tyrosine catabolic process; homogentisate catabolic process.
GGGCGUUGCCAGGCAAUACUGGGUACGGGCCUCAGGGAAGAGCAGUCCCUGGAUUGGGGCGGUCUCUGCGUCUGAGUGCUCCACUAGCCCUAAACACAGCCCCGCUAACCAAACCCUGCCCGCCACGGGUUUUCCUGCUGGGUGCUCGUCAGCAUGUCUUUUAUUCCGGUGGCCGAGGACUCGGACUUUCCCAUCCAAAACCUGCCCUAUGGCGUUUUCUCCACUCAAAGCCACCCAAAGCCACGGAUUGGUGUGGCCAUCGGUGACCAGAUCUUAGACCUCAGUGUCAUUAAACACCUCUUCACCGGGCCUGUCCUUUCCAAACACCAGCAUGUCUUCGAUGAGACAACUCUCAACAGCUUUAUGGGCCUGGGUCAAGCUGCCUGGAAGGAGGCAAGAGCAUCCUUGCAGGACUUGCUGUCUGCCAGCCAAGCCAGGCUCCGAGAUGACAAUAAGCUUCGGCAGCGCGCCUUCGUCUCCCAGGCAGCUGCCACAAUGCACCUUCCCGCGACCAUAGGAGACUACACGGACUUCUACUCCUCUCGGCAGCACGCCACUAACGUUGGCAUUAUGUUCAGGGGCAAGGAGAAUGCGCUGAUGCCCAAUUGGCUCCACUUACCUGUAGGAUACCAUGGCCGGGCUUCCUCUAUCGUGGUAUCUGGCACCCCAAUCCGAAGACCCAUGGGACAGAUGAGACCUGAUAACUCAAAGCCUCCCGUGUAUGGUGCCUGCAAACUCCUGGACAUAGAGUUGGAGAUGGCUUUCUUUGUAGGCCCUGGGAACAGAUACGGAGAGCCGAUCCCUAUCUCCAAAGCCCACGAGCACAUUUUUGGGAUGGUCCUCAUGAACGACUGGAGUGCCCGAGACAUCCAGCAAUGGGAAUACGUCCCUCUCGGGCCGUUCCUGGGGAAGAGCUUUGGAACCACCAUCUCCCCAUGGGUGGUGCCCAUGGAUGCCCUCAUGCCCUUUGUGGUGUCCAACCCGGAGCAGGACCUGUUGGGCCCCUGCCUUCAAUGGCUCACAUCCUCCCUCAUCGUCCUCCCUCCAGAUCCAGCUUCACAGAUCUGUCUGGACCCCAGCUGUCUCUGUCCUUGCCAAGUAUAUACAUUUAUAUACAGCUGUCACUACUUUCGUCCCUUCCCAACUAAUCAUAAUGUUUGUUGGUUUGCUUCUUUGUUUGUUUGUUUGCUUCUCCUCAAAAGCAGCUUCGAGUUUAACCCUUCAUGCACUGGGAAAGAGCUGUAUUCCCACCUAGCGUCACAGGUCACACUGACCGUUAGAAACACACAACUGUUCAAAUCACCCAGCGUGAUCUUAUGUCCCACUAAAUGAUUUUUGUAUUGUCUUUGGGGAAAUGCUUUUUUUGCUCAAUGGGUGGCAUCUCUGCCUGGCCAUCAGCUGCCUCCCCAGGUGUCCCAGCACCAAAUUCACUCUGCCAGAUUCACUGUUGCUAGGCACUCUGCUUUCUAGGGCAUCUGCCUUCCCCCCUCUAUUGUCCUGGUCUUUCCUUACAGGCUCUAUGGACCAUCUUGCUUCCCAUGGUCCCCUUCCCGAGUCUGUCCUCCCUGAGAUCGCUACAGCAUUUCUCUUUUGGCCUUGUGACCUCUGACCUGAUGCACCCCCUCCUCGGCUUACUUUCUCAAAUCUAGCACAUGUGACCUCCUGUCCUAUCUAUGGACAGUGUGCAGGGAUUGGGUCUCUGGAGAAGAAACAUUGCUGCCACUUGGCACACUCUGUGCUGGGGUGCAGAGGCUGCUGGAACUCAGCC